UUUUUUAGACUCUUUUGUGGAACAACGGAAAUCUUUGUUAAGAAAAUAUUGCUGCGUUGCUCAAGCUGCGCCUCUUUCCACAUUCCUCCUCUCCCAGGCACACGCCCUAAAACUGUGAAAAAAAACUGGCUUGAGUCAGAAGUUAAAUCACGGAAAAGAUAUGUGUAGCUGCUUAAUCUAGAGGAAGCCUUGCGAGGAGGAUCUGAAAGAAAGAAGCAGAGCAUUUGCUGAGACAGUUUAUAUAGGCUUUUGUUCUCGCUCUCAAAGAUAUGGAGUCCGCCAUUAAGACGUUGGUGACCACGUUUGUUAAAUCUUCCAGGGGGAAGGAGAACCUAGACAGCAAAUCCUUCCAGAAACUGGUGGAGAAAAACCUCAGUGGUGUCAUGGAAGAUGCAGGCAACUCCUCUGCUGUUAAGGAGAUGCAGAGGGGACUGGAUGAAAACAGCGAUGGAAAAGUCAGCUUUGAGGAAUACCUUGCCCUGAUAGGUUACGUGGCUAACUCCAUGAGUCAGCGCAAGACUGAAAGCAAUCCAGAUUCAUCGUAGAUACUCUUGAAGUUGCAGUAUUUGGAGAGGAUCUGCAUUCAGCCAUUUUUUUCUUUUUGAGCUUAUUAAAUGUCUUUUUUUUUUUUUUCAUUUCCAAACAUUCCAGCCACCAUGUAUACAUCAGAUCAUAAUAUUUUUCUCUGAGAUAGUUAACCGGCUAUACUAGAUCUUAAUGUCUGUCCAAAUGAACCUUUAUGUAGUAACACUGUCACUGAAGGAUUCUGAGCUGGUCUUUUUUUAUACCAAUCCUACAUUUUAUACCAAUGUUUUCAAAAUAAAAGCUUUAUAUUAAAA
Messenger RNA from Neolamprologus brichardi, 839 nucleotides. Its product is annotated as protein S100-A16. Gene Ontology annotation, molecular function: calcium ion binding; calcium-dependent protein binding; transition metal ion binding. The record is from RefSeq and is a predicted model, not a curated record. Lineage: Eukaryota; Metazoa; Chordata; Actinopteri; Cichliformes; Cichlidae. Gene Ontology annotation, cellular component: perinuclear region of cytoplasm.